AUGGUAAGCCAAAAUAUCCGUAGGAGAUCAAUAACAUCAACAUCAAGUACUGUUACCACAGUUCAAGUCGAAAAAGAUGGCGCUAAAAGCAGUUAUAGCUAUAUCAAACGUGGUGUUCAAUUAGUGACUUGGGAACAUCUACCGGACUGGCAAAAGGACAAUGAACAUAUUUUGAGUGGAUACGUUAAAGAAACCAAUAGCAUUAAAGCCUGCUUACAUAGUCUAUUAUUCAUUCAUAAUGAAUCUGUUAAUAUUUUUUCUCAUUUAGUACCUGCAUUUUGUUUUAUGACAACUAUAAUUUUUGAUAAAUAUGUUGUAGAAAGGUAUCCUACUACAACACUAAAAGAUUAUUUGAUGUUAGAUCUUUUCUUAUUCGGUGCAUUCACUUGUCUCAUGAUGAGUAGUGCUUUCCAUUGUUUAAAAGCCCAUUCACCUUACGUUUCUAGCUUUGGCAACAAAUUAGAUUACCUUGGUAUUGUCGUUUUAAUUGUAUCUUCAAUGUCAAGUAUUCUUUACUAUGGAUUUUAUGAUAAUUCUUUCCUUUAUUUCACAUUCUCUGCAAUUACAUUCACUUUUGGUCUUUCAUGUGCUGUGGUAUCAUUAGGUGAACGAUUCCGUGCAAGGGAGUGGAGACCAUAUAGGGCAGCAAUGUUUGUUGCAUUUGGCUUAUCAGCUCUUUUGCCAAUAUUCGCAGGCUUUUUAUACUAUGGGGUUCAGGAAACUACCAUUAGAGUUCAAUUAAAAUGGGUUGUAUUAGAAGGUGUCUUUUAUAUCUUCGGUGCAUUAUUAUAUGGUGUUAGAUUUCCUGAAAGGUUAAAGCCAGGUAUGUUCGACAUUUGGGGUCAUUCCCAUCAAUUAUUUCAUAUUUUGGUUGUCGUAGCCGCUUUAUGUCAUCUCCGUGGAUUAUUAGGAAGUUAUACAAUUGUACAUACUAGGUUAUCAUCAUUGACACAAUAG
Molecule: messenger RNA, 957 nt
Organism: Vanderwaltozyma polyspora DSM 70294
Lineage: Eukaryota; Fungi; Ascomycota; Saccharomycetes; Saccharomycetales; Saccharomycetaceae
Gene: IZH2
Product: PAQR-type receptor
Exons: 1
Coding region: 1-957 (318 amino acids)
Cellular component (GO): membrane
Molecular function (GO): signaling receptor activity
Source: RefSeq, a predicted model, not a curated record